AUGAAAGAAAUUGGAUUAAAGAAGGAUGCAGUGAAUUUAGCAAUUGAACCUGAACUAAGCGAUCUCGAUACCGGUUGGGCAUGGGUUGUGUUGGUAGCCAGUUUCUACAGUUUUGCUCUAAUCGGAGGCUCCAUGUAUUCUGUGGGCAUCAUACACAGCGUCCUACUAGAACACUUUCAAGCUAGCGUCGUUCUUAUGGCUUGGGUUGGCGCCUUACACACUGGCAUUAUGUCACUUGGAGGUCUUCUUUCCACUGCGAUGACUGACCGGUUAAGUUGCAGGACGGCAAUCAUUUGCUCGGGACUUUUUUGCAGCGGCGGUUAUUUUGCAACUGCGUUUGUUCCAAGUGUAGAAGCUGCAGUUGUAACAUGUGGCAUUAUCGUUGGAAUCGGAGCUGCUCUUGGUUAUAACGCUGCUAUGGUUGUUGUUGGUUUUAUCUUUCGAAAACGCCGUAACCUUGCCCUUGAUAUUGCUGUUUCUGGCGUUGGCAUGCAAUCUAAUCUGGUCACUUUUGGAAUGCUCUGCUUUCCAAGUAAAUUAGAGAAUCAUUCCCAUACAUUGAGACAAAGAGACUCGGAGCGUUUAUCCAAAAGCGCAAAUGUCUUCAAAAGAAAAGUGAUGCCGUACUUUAAUGUUAUUCGCAAGAAAGGAAUAUUUUGUCUAUGCCUUAGUAUGUUUCUACUGUACUGUACUGGAUUAUACUUGUUAUUCUUGCAUUUGCCCCAAUACAUAACAACAAAAGGAUUUUCAGAAAAUCAGGCAGCUUAUUUAAUCUCAUUAUUAGGAAUAUUUACAACCCUUGGCCGCUUCCUGACCGGUGUAGUGGCUAACAUUCCAAACUGCAAUGAAAUCAUACUUUAUGCUGGGUCAAUGGCGAUAGUUUCCAUAGCAACGAUAGUGUAUCCAUUUAUUUCACAGCACUUUGCGGUUCAUUUGACAUAUACAAUAUUUCUGGGACUGUUUUUUGGUUCUUGUUAUGUUGUCUUGACGACUGCCUCACUGAAGUUUAUUGGAAUCAACUUCAUAGCUACCGCGAUUGGUCUCGAAUUUAUGAUUGGAGGAGUGGGGGCGAUCUUAGGACCCGUUUUUGCAGGUAGUUAA
Molecule: messenger RNA, 1101 nt
Organism: Mya arenaria
Lineage: Eukaryota; Metazoa; Mollusca; Bivalvia; Myida; Myidae
Product: monocarboxylate transporter 2-like
Biological process (GO): monocarboxylic acid transport; transmembrane transport
Molecular function (GO): monocarboxylic acid transmembrane transporter activity
Source: RefSeq, a predicted model, not a curated record